AUGUCUCUUCCUCAGGCUCUCCUAUUGCUGUAUCUUCUCUUACUUAACUCUGUCUCCUAUGCAGAUUUGAUCGAACCUGUGAUACUCCCUCUAUCUCAGGAAGCCCCUCUUUCACCCACAGAAGACCCCUUUUACCGUCCUCCUCCAAGAUCUGUUCCAAUCGACUUAGCUGGUACCUACCAGAUAUUGUACCGCUCGUCUGAUACAUUUGGAAAGCCUACGGCCACCGUUUCGACCAUUUUGAUACCUCAUAAUGCAAACAUGUCGAAACUUCUGUCUUACCAAGCGGUUGAAGAUGCGGCUUUCAUUAAUUGUGCUCCUUCGUAUGCCCUCCAACUCAACUCCGACCCAGGUGGCGAGUUUGGAACGAUUGUAAUACAAAGCGAGUUGCUUCUCAUCACAGCGGCCCUCGAGAAUGGAUGGGUUGUCACUAUUCCUGACUAUGAGGGGCCCGAGGCUGCUUUCUUAGCUCACUGGCGUGCCGGUUACGCUACACUAGACGGAAUCAGAGCUACUCUUGCAUCUUCGGGAUUUACUGGCGUGGAUCCAAACGCAGCAAUAGGCCUAUGGGGAACAUCUGGAGGGAGCGUUGCCAGUGGCUUUGCUGCUGAUUUACAUCCAUCAUACGCACCAGAGCUGAAUAUUGUUGGGGUAGCGCUAGGUGGCAUCGUUCCGAGUAUUACCACAGCUCUACAGAGUCUGAAUGAAGGGUUUGAUGCUGGGAUAAUUGUCUCUGGUGUUCUCGGCCUUUCGCAGGAAUAUAAAUAUAUGCAGCCUAUUCUCAAGUCAUACCUUGUGCCGCAUUUACGAGAUAAAUUCUUGAAUGCCGGGAAAAAAUGUUCGGGAGCAGUCUCCCUGGAUUUUAGACGGGAGGAUAUAUUCGGUUAUUUUAGAGGAGGGAAAGAGUCAGGCUUAUUCGCCGACCCAAGGGUAAAGAUGAUUCUUGACCAUAACGCCCUACCUCAAGGAAUACCCAAAGCGCCUGUUCUGAUUCUCAAAUCGGUCAACGAUGAGAUAAGCCCAAUAGCCGACACAGACGCCCUGGUGGAAAAAUAUUGUUCUGCUGGAGCUACAAUCGACUACAAAAGGGAUAUGUUAUCUAUACACACCGUCUUGGCUGUUACCGGCGCCCCAGAGGCGAUUAUGUGGCUAAGAGACCGUCUGGACGGGAUUACCCUGGAGAAAGAGUGUAAAACUUCCACCAUCUUAAUGACACUGCUUCAGCCGGGUGCUCUGCAAGUGAUGUCUAAGGCUAUCAUUGAUAACCUGCUGGACCUCCUGGGGAAGCCUGUGGGGCCGAGGAUGAGUACUGAGAUUGCUCUUGUUCCACCUCUCUGA
This is a messenger RNA of Microsporum canis CBS 113480, 1338 nucleotides long. RefSeq names its product extracellular lipase. The record is from RefSeq and is a predicted model, not a curated record. Lineage: Eukaryota; Fungi; Ascomycota; Eurotiomycetes; Onygenales; Arthrodermataceae. Gene Ontology annotation, molecular function: triacylglycerol lipase activity. The transcript has 2 exons. Gene Ontology annotation, biological process: lipid catabolic process. The coding region runs from base 1 to 1338 and encodes 445 amino acids.